AUGGCCGAGUCUACGUCUUUUGACGCGAAUGCUCACAACGGCAACACCGACUUCCACUCCCCGCGACCGCGCAAACCCACGAGGAUCGACUUGCUCAAGCCCCAACUCAGCGACGAGGCGUUUAACAAGAAUGGCACGCUCCGGGAGCCCGGCUCAGGCAUCUCUAGUGGAAGAAGCACACCCAUACCCGACGAUGCCCCGCCUUCCGUCCAGGCCUCCUCGUCCGCACGCAGACAGAUACGCGCCCAGCACAAGCAGCGCAUAUUCCCUACCAUCGACUACGUGGAUCGCGUCUCCCACUUCGACCCAAACAGCGACUACCAUGACUUCCGCGGCUUCUUCGUCCUCUUCUGGAUCGGACUUGCUAUCAUGGUCAUUACAUCCAUGCUGCGCAACAUGACCGAGACUGGAUACCCCUUCCAGAUGAGACAGUGGGCGCUGUUCAAGGAGAAGGUUGUCGAGCUUGGUCUAGUCGACGGUGCCAUGGUGUUCAGCACCGCCCUGUCGCUGCCACUCCAGAGGCUGUUUCUCAAACAGGGGUCUCUACGCUGGAACACGUCUGGCAUAGCUAUACAGAGCAUAAUUCAGGCAAUUUGGCUCGCUUUCUGGACUACAUACCCUUUCAUUCGCGACUGGAGCUGGACCGCGCAGGUCUUCUUCACUCUGCAUCUGCUUGCGAUUUUCAUGAAGAUGCACUCUUACGCUUUCUACAACGGUCAUCUUAGCGAAACUCUACGGCGCUUGAACGAUCUUGAUACACCCGACAAGGCCAGCAAGGUAGCUGCAGUGCGCUAUCCAAGCUCAAGCACUCAUUUGCACGAGAUCCCGCAAUCGCCCUCACAGGAGGAACCCGACCCGAAGAAGGCCAACGCAGAGUAUCUUGGCCAGUUGAGAGAUGAUCUCGCAUUGGAGCUUGCUUCGCCUCUCGGAAACGUCUCCUACCCCAACAACCUCACCCUGUAUAACUUUGUCGACUUUAUUUUCUGCCCAACCUUGUGUUACGAGCUGGAGUACCCGAGGAACACCAGCAUCCGCUGGUUGGAGGUCUUCUACAAGACUCUUGCCGUAUUCGGAUGCAUCUUCUUGAUGGUCAUUACUGCGGAGGAGUUCAUCCUCCCAGUGCUGGACGUAUCGGCUGUGCGACUCCAGAAUUCCAAGGGUGCUACUGAUUUUACGUUGAUUCUCAGCGAGACUAUCGGCCGUCUGCUCUUUCCGUUCAUGAUUACUUUCCUGCUAGUCUUCCUCGUCAUCUUUGAGUACAUCCUGGGUGCUUUUGCAGAGAUAACACGCUUUGCCGACCGUCAAUUCUAUGCAGACUGGUGGAACAGCUGCGACUGGUUGGAAUUCUCGCGCGAAUGGAACAAGCCUGUUCACCAUUUCUUCCGACGACACGUCUACUCUGCAUCCAAGAACCACAUGUCGCGUCCUCUGGCUACAACAAUCACCUUUCUCAUCUCCGCAUUGGCGCAUGAGCUUGUCAUGGGCUGCAUUACACGAAAGUUCAGAGGCUACGGUUUCGUUGCGAUGAUGCUCCAGAUGCCGAUUGUAAUGUUGCAACGAAGCAAGUGGGUUAGAGGCCGCACUCUGUUGAACAACGUUCUCUUUUGGUGCAGCAUGAUCUUGGGGCUUAGCAUGAUGUGUGCUUUAUACAUCUUUCCAAGUCCCAUCUUUCCGUCAGACAAUAUCAUGUCGGAGCUACACGAAGCGCUCGCGUGCCUCCGGCCGAAGGAGUUCAGCGACGUCCCUACCGACAACCUCCAGACAUUCCUAUCCGAAAUACUGGCCAAAGCAGAAGUGAUCGCGAACUCUGUGCCUCCACCACCCAAUGGAACGCCUUACGAGUCGUCACAACGAACCCGAACCGAGCAAGAACCUGCAACAGGCUCCAAGGACCUCACAAUUUCCCAAGUCCGCCGGCCACCACCUGCGCCAGAGCAUGAAGAGCUGCAGAAGUCAUGGGGCAAGCCCGUGAAGCUAGGAAAUAAUGAUGCCGCCACAGGCAUGAGCGUCUACAAGAUGGCCGGAAAGGAUAGGCAUGGAGCCUGGUUCUCGCGCUCGAGCGUACACGAGGGCCUCGGGUUCGAGAAGUGGAAGCGCGCCAUGAAGAGGGAGUUCCCGGAGAGCCUGGAAGUCCAAGGUGGCCCCGGCGAGGGCAACAUUAGAGGCAUUGGAGGAGACCAGAGACUGGAGGACAUGACAGUCGACGGCGUUGGUCAGCUGCAAGUCUACCAGCUAUCCGCGCAAUUCCCUGGCCCGACCUCACCGCGAGAGUUCAUCACCCUACUCAUCACCUCGGACACAUGUCUUACCGAUGCCUCCAAAGUCGCCAACUCAACACCGCGACACUUCAUGGUCGUUUCCAUACCCUGUUCACAUCCCGAUGCGCCGCCGCGAAGCAACAUGGUGCGAGGCUUCUACGAGUCAAUCGAGAUGAUCAGGGAGAUACCCAUGGGCGACGGCGACGCAGAGACCAACCCUAUCGAGUGGAUAAUGGUCACCCGCAGUGAUCCUGGUGGUGGUAUUCCUCGAUUCAUGGUCGAGCGGAAUGUGCCUAGCAGCAUAGUCCAGGACGCGGUCAAAUUCCUCGACUGGGCGUGUGCUAAAGACGACGACCUCGAGGCAGAUGGAAUGGCAGGCAAAGACGACUCUGCGGAGACGCCUAAAGCGCACGACACUGGGCGGACAUUCUCCGCAACUGAUGCGAACGGUAUGGGUGCCGGAAUAGGAACCAGCAUAGUGGACAAAACUGGGGAGGCUGGCAGCCAAUACAGCUUACAACGCACAAGAUCGGAUAGCUCCUCAAGCUCGUCGUCUUCCGGCGAGUCUUUCGCAUCUGCAGAACAGUUCACUACUGCCCGCGAAGGACUCCCAAUCGACCGAGAGAUCCCGACACCAUCAACUUCGUCGCAACAGUCCCUACCGUUGACAGAAGACAGCCCACAUCACAAGGGCUUACAAAAGAUUGAAGAAAAGAAGGAGCAGCUGAAGGCGAAACUCGACCAAGCGCGCGAAAAGCAGGAGUCGGGACUACAAGCUGAAAGCCAGAAGGCGAAUGCGGACAUGCAAAAAGCGAAUGAGAAGCACGAGAGGGAGAAGAAGAAACAGAAAGAGAAGUAUGAGAAAGAGAUGCGCAAACUCGAAGAGCGCCGCGAGAAAGAGACAAAGAAACUGCUCCUCCGCCAACAGAAGGAAGCAGAUAAGAAUCAACUUGCCAAAGCGCAACGCGAGCGGGAUGAGUUCAAGCAGCGCGUGGAGAUACUGGAGCAGGAGAACAAGUUGAUUAAGGAGCAGAUUGGUGACCUGCAACAUGAAAACACGACGCUCGUAUCUCGGUUGGGAAAGACUCCCGAAGGCAUUGAGAUCCUGAGGUCGAUCAAGGAGGGGGAUAAGGGCAGAAUAAGGGCAAGCUCAAGAACGAGUGUGAGCUCCGGGAUGAGUGGAACGAGGAGCAAAGCUUCGAGUGGUUCGUCGAACACGCUGCCUAGGGCUGGUACAACAAACUUUUGA
Molecule: messenger RNA, 3507 nt
Organism: Alternaria triticimaculans
Lineage: Eukaryota; Fungi; Ascomycota; Dothideomycetes; Pleosporales; Pleosporaceae
Exons: 9
Coding region: 1-3507 (1168 amino acids)
Biological process (GO): ergosterol metabolic process
Cellular component (GO): endoplasmic reticulum membrane
Molecular function (GO): ergosterol O-acyltransferase activity
Source: RefSeq, a predicted model, not a curated record